AUGGCGGACAACUACAAGCAAGUUAAAGUAGGUCGACUGAAACUCAAAGGAAUGGACGAUAGCUCAAGAAAACGAAAGCACAAGAAGAAGAAAAGAGAAAGAGAAGAAGAAGGAGAACCAUCUGAUAUCGAUGCACUUCGCCAUGGUGGUUGGAGAAAAGUUGAAUCAUUCGCUGAAGCUAGCGGUAACGUCGCGCUGCAAACGUUUAAGAAAUCUUACGUGGAGGCAUUAAACAGUGGUUUGUUUUCUGUUGGUGAACCGAGGGAUGAUGGCGAAAAUUCACCGGCUCCUGUUGAAGUAUUUACUGCAGUGCAGUUGUCCGAUAAAAAAAUAGCACUGAAAUCGGGUUAUGGUACGUACAGGACAAACUAAUACGCGAUCAAAGACGUUCACAAGUUGAAUACCUUGUUAUUGUCCACAUCAUUUCAUGAAACUCUCUCAGUAUCUUAUCCCAAAUCUGACCGGCUUCACAUUUCUAUCUGUACGCUCACUAGCAGAUGGCGAGGAGACAAAAUCACCCGCAAGUUCUCUUUUGAUCUUUUGGAUUUGCAGAAGAAUACCAGUAGAAGUUGAAAAUAUUAUUGAAGGCUUUGUCAUCGUUGAUAGUUCAUUUGGGGCCUCAUCCCCUUGUAAACUGGCCGAGGAAAUUUUGUUUGCCUUCAAGGUUAACCCGGUCACUUCCUUAAGUAAAUUUGACAAAAUUUCCAAUUUCAUUUUGCUGAAAAGGUUUACUGCACUUUUCACAAACAUGCGAACUCUAAAGUUCAAAAGCCAACUUCACAAUUGCGUUUUUCGCUGCCAUCAAUCAUAAUUACGAUCACAAGCAACAAACAUUGAAACACAGAAACACAUAAAACGAAUCGAAAUCCACCAAUCACAAAUCAGAAACCAUGACCUUUUGAACCUGUUAAAGUAAAGUUUUGUUUCCUAAGAGGUCCAUUAAGAUGAUUGACGGCAGCGAAAAAUACAAUCGUCAGUUGGCUUUUGAACUUCAGAAUUUGCAUGUUUAUGAAAAGCGCAGUAAAUCACUCGAAUAGUCACACUUCAGGACUGGUUUAUGCCGGUUUCACUACCUGUCUAGUUCGCUGUGUUCGAGUUCGCUACAUGUUCGCUACUAACAUGCCAAAUUCGCUGCCUCUGUUAAUUCACUGUUUUAAUUCGAACCGAACUGAGCUAAAACAUGGCGCCCAUUUCAGGUUGAGGAAGGCAGACUUAUUUAAAACAAGAUGUUCAUUCUAAAAAAUCGUGGAAGCAGGAUGACAGAAGAAAGUAAUUAGCGAAUUCGGCGUGUUAGUAGUGAACAUGUUGCAAACUUGACGUGGUGAACUAGACAAGUAGCAAAACUGGCAGUUACCACAUGAUUUCAUCCACAGACCGAACAGCUGGAACCACCUUACAAGACUAUCAUUUACUCUGGGACUGGUAUUUUCACUCCCAUAAGUAAAUUUUGACGUGCAUCGCCGAUGAUGGGCAUAAUACAGAAUACAGAGCAACUAUUAUUUUUUAGAAUUAUAAUUCUUUCAAGUGGCUCAGAGGUUCAUUAAUGAGUUAAAACAACCUUAUCAUUAAGUGGCUUGGUGACUCAGCACUCCCAACUGAAAGGCCACUGAGGUGCUGGGCCACUAAAAUAUAUAAUUUUUUUUUAUACCAGUACCUUCCGCAUUCUUCAAGACUCUAACUUCGACUGACAGGCCACCGAACCCCAAAAAUAUAUACAAUGUACUUUCACUUGUUCUUUAAAAUGUAUCUAACACUUUAUUAAGUUAAAUAUUUAUCUUUCUCAUUCUUUUAACAUUUGUCUUUACCCAGUGAGCCACCAAGCCACUUCCAUUUAAGUCCUGACAAUUUGGCCCUGCAUUCUGUAGUUGCUUGUGAAUACAUGUUUACACUCUUUCUUCCAAUGGCAGGGAAAUACAUGUCUGUUGAUAUGAUGGGAAAUGUCAGUGGUAGAUCUGAUGCCAUUGGUCCACAAGAACAGUUUGAGUGUGUGUUUGAAGAGGAUAAAGCUGCCCUAGAAACAUACAAUGGCUGCUUUCUGUCAGUGAGUGAUGAGGGUCAACUCUCUGCAACAAAGAAAAUCGUUGGAGAAAAGGAAACAUUUUGCAUAAGAACCAGUGCUGUGAAAGUGUAAGUCAACUAGUUUUGUGGUGUUAACACUGUGAGAAGUUUAUCUUUUUUUUGCAUUAGCAUACAGAGAAGUCAUCCACAUAAGAAUUGCAGAGUAUCCAAAUACAAAUUCUCCAAACUGAUAUCCAUACAUUAAUUUUCCUUAAAAAUUGGUUCAGAGAAUUUGAUUUAAGAUCAAAGACUUUUCCCUUUGUGAUCAUUUUAUUAAUUCUCAUAGACUUUGCCCUUGACAAUCUAUGGAUUUUGUUAGGAGAAAAUUGAUGUUGGUCACUAUUGGGACUUAAAGGGUUAAGGCUCACCAGCUGCAGCCCAGUCAAAAUGAACAAGCAGCAUACAAUUUUGGCACUCCUGCAGUGUUUCAGAUAAGAGACAGGUCUUGGGUCAAUGACCCGACAAAGAAGGCUUCCUGACCUGACAGAUGACAUAUAAGUGUUAAGUUAAAUAUAACAAGAAAGAUUAGCUCUUGGUCUUGGUGACCCCUCAGAUAGUCUGCAUGAUCCCCCUCUUGAAAGAAUUAACUGGAAAGCUGCUCCUGGUGGAAUGUUUUCUGCCAACUCUACAGUUUAAUGAUAUAAAUUAAAAUCCACACAUAUGCAUAUUGUCACCAUUGCCCACCCUUAUCAUAGUUUUCAAAUCCUUUGAAGCCCCAAGAGUGACUUGAACCAAUUUUCUCUUUCAAUGCAUUUGUGCUACUGAAUUGGUUUUCAUUUGGAUGGUAACCACAAGGGAUUUUGUCCACAGACUUAAAAUAUACAACUACAUAGCAUCUAUGGCUGGUUGACUGUAAGGACUAAAGAGGUACAAACAAGUCAGGUUACUUAUGGUUUCUUGGUUUAUGAACUAUUACAUGUGAACUGCUGAGUGAAGAAUAAAUUAUAUUAAAUGAAGGAUGAUCAUCCUUCCUUCCUUCACCCCGCAGUUCACAUAUAUGAGUUUCAUUAUUCAUAACUUCAUCUCCAUCCUUUCACGGGUUUAUAAUGAACCAAUUCAACGACCUGCUCCCAGUUGGCUUGUUAACUUAAUUGGUAGAGUGCUGCAUUGGUAUCGCAGAGGUCAAGGGUUUGAAUCCCGUACAAGCCUGAAUUUUUUUCAGGCUUUCUUUUUGCAACUGCAAAAGUUUCGUAUAUAACUGCGAUUAUCAUCCUGGUUUUUUGGUUUAUUGCAGGAAAGUGUCAACUAGCACCUUACCAGAGGGAGAAAAAGAACUAAGGAAUCACGAAAUUAGUUAUGUCAAGAAAUUCCAGAGUUUUCAGGACAGGAAUCUGCGCCUAAGUGAAGAGGACAACAAGAAACUAAAAAAAGCUAGAAUGCAGGGAACAUUGCAUGAAGAAAUGUUGAAUAGGAGAGAAAAGAUGAAGGCUGAUAGGUAUUGUAAAUAGCCUGUUGUACAAUGAAAUGUAGUCUGAUGACCAGCUUUUUAAUAACCAGCCUUUAAAAAGUUCUUGAACCUCUGCUUGACAUGAAACCAUCUUUUUAGAACAGCAUUGUUUUGUACUGUGGGGUAGAAUAUAAAAAUCUUACCGGUCCUGAAAGUUCAAAUGUGAACAAUGUAAAUUUCUUUCUUUCAUUUUAAAACGCUAAAAUAAGUUCAGGUUGAAUGGGAGCAAUGUGAGAUCUCAUCCACAGACUUCAAAUUAAGAAAAUGUUUAUACAGUGUCAUAAGACUUAUAUUACUUUCACAAGGCACUAAUAGAGCUGUGAUAGUGGCUUGUAGAAGUAUAGACUUGCCUCAAGGCGACCUCCCAAGGUCACAAGUUUUUAAGUGAGUAGAGCGAGCUUUUUAGGUGGCAAAGUGGCCAAGCAAGCAGUGAAGUCGGAUGAAGGACUUUUAUUGUAAGGCUAGUAGAAUUACUGUGGAAGAGGUUUUAUUUGAAUGUACCCACCAUACUGUACGAUUACAUGCACAGCUUCAAAAGUUAGAACCUGUUUAUACAUGACUAGUACAGUAUGACGAAUUUUCCAUUUUAAAGUACCGCUGAAUAGGUUUCUUAUAUAUGAUCAUAUCAUAGGAGACUGUCUUUGGACUUCUAAGUUAAGCCAAUAUUGCGUUGUAUUUUAUUUCCUUGAAGAGAACCAUUCUGGUCUUUGGCAAUGGUUUUUUUCUAUUGAAUCAAUCGAUUAAAAAACUUGUAAGUUUUCAUUCUCCUGCUAGCAUGUAAAUUUAUAUGCUUUGGAUGAAGAUUAGCUCCCUUAAAGCAGUCUUCAUUUUAGACUUGACUGCUAUAAUUUAUUUUCUUGAUAGUAAACUAUAACUUUACGUUAAAACCUCUGGACUGUAAUCAGGUAUUUUGACAUGACAAUGAAGCCAGUUCAAUAAUAUAUUCAGGUUUAAUCAGAUUGCUACCAAAAAUAAAUUCAUAUCCUCGUUACAACAGCCCCACACAAUUUAAUGGUUCUUCUUUUUUAACUAGUUGAUUUGUGUCUGACCCCCCACCCCCACCCCCUCCCAAAUAACUAUGAGGAAAAUAUUUAAGAAACAAUGUAUACAUGUUUCUUUUUUUCAAAUUCAGUACGUUUUUUGUCUAAAUCAUUGCCUAAAAUUCAAACGAAGUGGGUGGAAAAAUUGCAUAUUAACUUAAAAAGCAUGUAAAAUCGUCGUCAAUUGAUAUUUCUUUACACCUAUUACCUAUAAUUGUAACUUUACUUUGGUAAACCUCACUGCGGAAUAAGUGGGAAAAGUGCUAAUCUGCAAUAAGCAUAUAACACAUUGAAAGUUAUUCAUUGCAGUUGCUUUACACUACUUUUACUUUCACUUUGUAAAACCAACGUUGUCAACU
Porites evermanni is the source of this 4904-nucleotide messenger RNA. The record is from the annotation of a GenBank genome assembly. Lineage: Eukaryota; Metazoa; Cnidaria; Anthozoa; Scleractinia; Poritidae.